Molecule: messenger RNA, 5259 nt
Organism: Atta colombica
Lineage: Eukaryota; Metazoa; Arthropoda; Insecta; Hymenoptera; Formicidae
Product: type I inositol 3,4-bisphosphate 4-phosphatase
Exons: 19
Coding region: 598-4509 (1303 amino acids)
Cellular component (GO): cytoplasm
Molecular function (GO): phosphatidylinositol-3,4-bisphosphate 4-phosphatase activity
Source: RefSeq, a predicted model, not a curated record
ACGAGAUCACUCACCACCCAGUUGCACAGGUCGUACUCGCACGUCGCACUCCGGUGAACUCCGGUGAACUCCGGUGCACGGUAGUGGUUCUUAUCAUCUCUGAUUUGCUCUGAUUGUCUCUCAGUUGCUGUCAGUGUGGCCACGAUGCCCGUUACUUCGUCACGUAGCCGACCGCUAUGUUUGCUUUUCACGCCUUAAAGUCUCGCUCGCGAUGCGUUAACAUUGUCGCGCGAAUCGGACGUUCGUACGAUCCCGACCGAUUCGUUCUCCAUGUCGCACGUGCAUCCCGUCGGCUUAAGAUUGAUUUACGAUAACGCGACGGGAAUGAGCUAUCCGUGGGGAACGGCGGUGCGGGACAUGGUUGGUUUUUGACAGGGAUUCCUCGAUGCGCGACUGCGAAUUUCCUCGCGAGAACGGGCGAGCUUGGAUAUCCUGGAUUCCCGUUGCUACUGAAUUCAGCAUUCUACCGUCGGCAGCGUGCCGCAAUGCCGAUGGCAGCGAGAGGAACUUCGAGCAGUGAUCCAUCUGUAAAAAUGUAUAUAAGAGACAAGUAAACAGCGAAAACUGUAAAUAUGUCGGCUUGAUUGCCUGCGCAAGAUGAGAUUCAAUAAGCAGGAGCUAUUGACUCUGGCUACGCAGCCUUCGCAAAAAUUCGAGAAAGAGGGUAUCCUGUACGUAAAAGAACGGCAAGAAGGCUUCUUUCGCAGGACGGAAAGUACAGGUAAAAAAUCCGAGAACAAAAAUCAGAAAGGAAGAUCGCAUAAAAGUCUACGAGAUCUCAAUUGCGUUACUGCCGGCUUGAGCAAAGUAAGUCUCGAACGAUGGUGCAGACUGCGAGGCAACCUUCUAUUCUAUUUCAAAUCGCGGGAACAGUGGUCGGAGCCGCUAGGAGUGAUCAUACUGGAACAGUGUACAGUUCGUGUGGAUCCGUCCAGCAACCAGGUUCCUUACGGAUUCAGCAUAGUUUUCGACGGAGGCUUGUUUCAACAGUUAGGCGCCAACACGGCCGAGGAACGGGACAGUUGGUUGCAGGCGCUGCAGCUGGCCAGCUACGAGUGUAUGCGGAGCCAAUUGUUGUCAUUGCGACAGCGCAUCGAGGCUUUCAGCGGGCACAAACACGACACCGAUAUACAGAUGUUGCGGCUGCAGCGCGGGACCUUCACAGAUCCGGCGGAAGUACCAAUGUGCGAGAUAUCACUAGCUUGCGACAAUCUGUUGUGUGAUGGACACGGCCGACCACCUACUCCCGUUUUAGAGAUAGAUGUACAGUCUAAAUCUUCCAAAACUUGGAUUAAGUAUGCACGAACGGAAGUUGUAGAGCGAAGUAGUAAUCCGAAUUUCUUAACUACGGUAAGCUUCCGAGCUAGCGAUGGAUUAACCACUGAAACGAAAAUUAGAAUAACCGCAUAUGAUGUCAGAGAAAGAGUUAGCCAAACUGCAACUCCAAUAGGAAGUGCGGUAGUGACAUUCAGUACAGUGCAAGACACUCCUAGAUUAAGGAUACCAUUAAAAUCAGCCAAAACAACGACAGUUGGAUUUUUAACAAUUAACGUGUGGAAUCUGGAAGCCGAGGAUAAAGGGAAUAGCACAGAGAGUACACCAUCGCGAAAUGCAGUAUAUAAUAGUAACAACCAACAACUGCCUUCGCAUAGACGUUCACAAUCGUUACCUCCAAGAUUAGGGACAAAAAUUAAGUUCCCACAUCAAGGCCAAUUAAAACUUCUCUUUGCGAAUCCAUUUGUGCAGACUUACAGAUUCCACUCCGGAUUAGGAGGUGAUAUAUGCGUACAUGAGAUUAUGGCAGAGAGUAAACUCUGUUUCCAAUUUCCACAACAUUUAUUAGCUAUUUGGAUACAGGAAGAAAAGGAAUUAUUACAAGAAGUAGCUGGAAUGGGAGAAUUGAGAGAGCCAUGGCAUACAAAACAAAUCGAAUUGCUUGAUCGUCAUCUUCACUUGUUACAUUUGUAUUCCCAAGCCAAAGAAAACUUAGCCGCCUACAAAGGGAGUUAUUUCAAGCAGUCGUCGCGUAAAAACGACCGUACUCUCGAAUUUGCGCCUUUGAAUUUACAUCUUCAACGAAUGUGGGUCCACAACGAUACAUUGAACAAGUGCGGAUUUUAUGAUUUUAUUAGCGUAGGAGCAUUUACAGCCCAUUCUCAUAAAAGUAAAAACGGCGGACUCAUAAGAUUGGUGCAGGCACUAAAAGAGUCGCCUAUGCGAAGUAAUCAGCUGUAUCAGGGAACAUCCAAAAUUACGAUGGCGCAUGACGCGAUCCAAGCGAUCAAACAAUUACGCCGGGAUGUUGUAGAAGCAAUGAGAUCCUUAAUGAAACUUGCCAAGGAGAAGCAGACGAGUGGCAUGCUGCCGAUAUGCGAGGAUAUGAUCACAAAAACUAGGAUCUUACUUAGUCUCUGGGAUCCCGGCUUAGUAGAGGAGGCUUUAACGUUUUUGGAAGAGUACAAAGUCGCGAAAGUCCAGGAGAACUCGACCUCAUCUUCGGACGACACUUUGACGCUGGACUUUAAAAUUAAUCAAUCCUUGUCACCCUUUAAACGAAUCACGCAGCAACUUAAUUUCGACUUAAAGAGCCCCGAUUUCGACGAUUUCGUUACGCCCGACACUCCUGAAUGCGUGCAAGAUAUCUGGUCGAAGAACGGCAUCAGAAAUGGCGAGUACACUUCCAUAACGUAUUCGAGAAAUGAGGCGCCGAACAAUAACACUGGCGAGAGCGACGUUGCAGAAGAGAAUUUUGUAAUAUUUCCGGAUGUGGAGGAUUAUCCUAAACAGGCAGAAGCGGAAAUCGAGAGUAUUCAGCGAAAUCACGACAACGAAAGAAAGGAAGGCUACGACGAUGAGAAGGAGGAUUUGAAGAACGAUACCGAUCCGUGCAAGCGUUUCUUAGACACUCAAAAAAUGUGCAAUUCGCCAUCCGCAAAUUAUUACAAACCUACAGACGAGCCGGAGCCGUGGGAUCUCACUCAAUUGAAUAUUGAGGCGAGCGUCAUGUGCCUCGUGUCUAAGGUAAAGUUUCUCUGUGGCAGAUGCAGCAGUCCAGCCGUACGAUUGCGUAACAAAGGUAGCUUGGGCAGAUCGCAGAGUUUAAAGGGCUGCUUGCCAAGCAAUCGGCAUAAUGUUGAAGUCGUUACCAUUCAGCCAAAGAACGGUAUCAAGUGCGAGGAGUCGAACAAAUUGCUUGAAGAAUCAAACGAGCUGCAACAGUCCAGCCCAGGAUUGGAGAAAUCAGCGCUCUCCAAGGCAAAGGAAGGGAUAACCGAUACUUAUCGUAACUCGUCUUCCAAUGAAGUGUGCCAAGCAGUCGAUUCGAUGACACGUGUGAUCAAAAGUAAUUCGGGACAGAGAAACAAGUUUACUGAAGGCCUAGACUUCGCAUCGAUUGUCGAUUGGACGAGCGAGCUCAGACCGAGCAUGAAGAAGCUGCGGCAAGCUAUGGACGGUCUGCUGAAAACUGCCAGACUGACACAUUCUGUAUUUCGCGUACAGGAGGAUUCAAAAACGGCGCAACGCGCUUGCAACGUUCGGUAUAGACGAGAUGUUUGCUUCAGUCAAGCGCUAACUGCCUUAGUAACCGGCAUAAUGGCGAAAUUAUGGUGUCAACGGCCUGACCCGAUGUUUCUGCUAAUACUUACAACUCUGGGACCAUUGGUCUCCUUUGAAGGCCUUCUUAGCUAUUACGGAGACGAGAUAGACAUGUGGGGUGACAUGGCUGUAGCGGUCGAAGACACGCAUACUGUCACGUUCACUCUGUCCAGAUGUGGUAUUCAACCGAGAGUUGAAGGAAAGUCUAAUGCAUUCCAGCUUCCUGUGCCGCGCGUAGUAGGCUCGCGAAGUGCGCUAACGGUGAUCCUCCCAGUUCCAGAUGCGAUUUAUUCUCUCUUGCCAUUAGUGCCCUCCUCAAGACAAACAUUGUCGUUCAAUGUAACUCCUGUAUUUUUCAAUGUCGGUAUCAACGAAAUGGCUUCCUUAGCCGAGAGCCUUGGCACCACAAAACCACAGGAGAAAAGCAAUAUGGACAACUUUGAUAGAUUGAACGAAUAUUAUUUAAGAUUUAAGAAACUGAAUUUACCAACCGAACCUACAUCUACGCGUUUUGCCGCUAGGUCAAUUCUGGGCCACACAUUGUCGGAUAUGAUGGUGAAUUUAAAAACGUGUGUACAAGAAAGAGUCAAUAAGAAUGUAGAAAUCUUGCAAUUGUCCUCGCAAAUAUGUCGAAGAAUGCGUGGUUUGAGAUUCACCAGCUGCAAAAGCGCGAAAGAUCGGACUAGUAUGUCCAUCACUCUUGAACAAGUUAAUAUAUUGUCAUCGGAGUAUCAUCUGGCUGAACACGAGUACAUGAGGGCUCUCGAUUGUAUGCGAAGCGAGGGCUGUCGCCGGGAGAACACGUGGAAGAAUAUCGGUGUGCGCAAGUAUGCGUUCAACAGCUUGCAGAUUCUAACGCUGCCUAGACUCUACCGACCGCCGACCGGCACGUACGGAUCUGCCCAGACUUAAGGAGGAAUCCAAUUAGCGUUAUGUACGCACAUUGCACAAAAUUAAGUUUGACUUUCUGGCUGUGUAAUCGGAUUAACUUCCGUAGUAUGUGCUAAGUAUAUAGUACUUGUUACAGAGUAGCAGAUUCUGAAGAUGCGUUUAAGUGACGUAAUUCUUUAGAGAAUUUAUUGGGGACACGCGAUUGGCACGUGUUAGGCAUAUGAAAUGCCCCAACCAGGGACGUAGCAAUGAUAACAAAAAGAAAAAGCUUCGGCAUUCGCUUUUUAUUUUUAUUUUUUUCGUUAAGAUUGCUUUUUGUUUACGCGUGAGAUUCAACUAAUUGUUGUGUAUAGAAAUUUAUAUAUUUUGUUUUUGAUCAUAAGAGCUAUAGCUACGCCCCCUCCCAUCCCUAAGGCAUAAUUUAAGUGCAUUAUUGCCUAAAUUUGCAAUGUAGAACCGAUGUGAAUUAACGUGAGUUUGGUUCUAUAAAAUAUAAGCGGUAAAUUAUUUACAUAAUGUGUAUUGUAAUGGGGCUAGCCGGAAAUGCAGGGUGAAUAGGAUUAGAAUGAAAAUUUUCUUGCCGUUUCCAUUCUUGUAUCUUUUGAAAAUUCUUUCAAUUUCUAUUGUUUUCUCUUAUCUGUUUCUAUUAUACAGGUUUUUAAUUUUGGUCCAAUUCACCCUUCACCUCCAUCCCGCGAUUGUUAGCGAGUUUUUGCAAUAUCAUAAACACCUUGAAUGCUAUAAACGCUAAAUUCGCGUCUUUGGUAUAAA